CAAACAAAACAUCCCAACGACUCGUGCCGUGUACCGUACUGUUCCAYAACGAAAAAAGUAUUACUCGUAACACACGGUGAGAGUUCCAUUCAACUUCUUGGUUUUGCCGUUCUCCUCCGCUCUUUAACUCUACAGCAGCAAUCACUCGAAACUAGAAGGAUUGCCUGCAUCUGUCUGCAAAGUCCGAUCGCAAUUGAUAAAUUGAGAUUGAUUCAUUUCGCAACCACAGGUCAACAACAAUCGCAACCAAGGAGAAACGAAUAAGCAAAAAUGAGUUCUGUAGACUCCGGAGAUCUUCCUCCCGCUUCCAAUGAGGACGAUAUCGCUCCGAGCGGCGGCGAGGCUGGUUCCACGAGCCCYGUUCCCGAAGUCCAGGGAGGCGAGGCCACCGAGAAAAGCGCGCCGGCAACCGCAACCUCGAACGAUACAACAGCGGCCUCCACGACGCCGAAAAAACCAACAAAGAGCGGCAGCCAGCCAUCGGCGAACGGGGGCCCCCCGUCCGCCAUCGAGUUUGAACCCCCCGUAGCUUGCGUCCGGAGGAUCCUAAAGAAGACCCUUCCCUCGUCGAGCAACGUUGGAAAGGAUGCCGUGGCGGCCUUUKCCCGCGCCAGCGGUAUUUUCAUCAUUUAUCUGACGGCUUGUGCCAACGAUUUCGCUAGAGAAAACCGGCGGCAAACCAUCACGGCCAACGACGUUCUAGCGGCCAUCAAGGUGGGUAGAUGAUUGUUGUUGUUUCCUCUGAUUCCCACCCGAAAUCCUUGUGCCGUUGGUCAGGGGGGCAAAUGGAUCGAUUGGUCUGUUGCAAGUCAGAUUCUCGGAACUGCCUUCCAAUUAUUUCUGUGAGGAGAACCCUCGGGAAUCACUCACCAUGCUCGCACUCACUUGCUUUGCUACAUUUCCUUCGCCUCUCGCAAACGAUCCGCAACCUYAACUCUAGGAACUCGAAUUCGAAGAAUUUGCUCCCGAACUGACCACCUUUUUGGAACGUUAUCGCGAGCUGGAAAAGAACAAGAAGAAUGCCAAACUAGCAUCMAAGGCAGCCGCCGAGAAAGAAAAAUCCUUGUUGAACAACGAUGAUGCUAGCAAGGAAGAUGUCGCUGCCAGGGACGGUGCAAAGAAAUCCGGUGACGAAAAGGACGAAUCUUCCAAGCCAGAAGAAGAGGAGGAGUCUACAACGACAGCCCAGCAACCAAACGAUGCCGAUGCCGGCGACAACGAUGUGUCGAUGGAUCCUGAAGACGAGGACGAAGAUAUCGGGGGAAACAAAAACGACGACGACGACGACGACGACGCAGCCACUAGUGGUACUGGUAAUGACAAUGGGGGAGAUGCAGAAACCGACAAGGCGGAGGAGGAUGCCAAUGCAAUGGAAGAGUAGAGCAAUUCGAUCGCGGAACGAUUUCACAAUUGCAUCAUGAUACGCUAGAAAAGGAGUUGUAGUUUAAGAAACUAGGGAGAUUGCAUAGCAAACAUUAUAUUUCUACGAGACUUGGUUGUCUUGAAUGGAUAGGAACAAAGGCAAAAGUUGCUU
Pseudo-nitzschia multistriata is the source of this 1534-nucleotide messenger RNA. Lineage: Eukaryota; Bacillariophyta; Bacillariophyceae; Bacillariales; Bacillariaceae. The record is from the annotation of a GenBank genome assembly.